Molecule: messenger RNA, 1596 nt
Organism: Alternaria ethzedia
Lineage: Eukaryota; Fungi; Ascomycota; Dothideomycetes; Pleosporales; Pleosporaceae
Exons: 5
Coding region: 1-1596 (531 amino acids)
Source: RefSeq, a predicted model, not a curated record
AUGGAAGACGACGAGAUCAGCAGCGGAGAUGAAGAUAUCGCAGCCAAUAUCCCACAGGGAUGUGCCGUUAGCGACGACGAUCUACUUGAUGACCUGAGCCCUACCGACAUCGAGGCGCUCGUCCAGCGGCUUCUCCCUGGCAUUUGCCAGCAAGAUGUCCAAGACUUCCUCGCCCAGAUUACUACACACAAUUCGCCGCCCUUUACCAUACCACGCCACGAGCGAGAGCCUAAGAGCUGGCCCUCGACGUACGAAGAGUCGGACCUGUUGUGGGAAGAGGGGGCCAAGGCUGAGCGAGCAAUCAAGCUGCCUGUCGGAACCAAUAUGCCGAAGUGGUUGGACAUGUCAGAGGAUCAGCUAGUCAAGUACACUGGGAGCAUCCAAGACAGCCUGGUUCUAAUCACAUCGUAUCCAACAGCACGCGUUGGCAGUACGGUACAAGCCUCCUACGGGACGACGAUGGACCUCUCCAAUAUAUCGAUGUCAAUGCUUUAUGCGAAGUUGGGACUGCACCUAAAGUCAUUCCGACCGACCGGCGCCCUCCACAUCAACGCUUUCCCGCGUCGCGUCAACAGAAAGACUGUGCCAACAGGCCAAAAGGUUUUGGAGAAGCUUCCGGCUGUCCUACGAAACUAUUGGCAGUGUGUCGCGCAGGAAUGGCUGGCAAGAUCGCAGGCAAAGAUCGCCCUACUUGUCGGAGCGGCUGCGGUCACUACCUAUCUGUCAUAUCUAGACGCGAACGAUGUUCAGCACCAGCAAAUAUGGUUGGCUGAUGGCAACAAUGAGUACCAAUCAAGCAAGACACCACCGUGUUGGAUCGAAUACAACAAUAUCAAACGCAUCGCAUUCUCAGUUCCACACCCUGAGUAUUUUAACCGCUACCGCGGCACUGUAGUCACCCACACGAUGAGAGCUAAUGCGCUUAAAGAGCGUUUCAUUGAUUACGCGAUGGUGAAGGUCUGGGGUACGGCACACCUACAAGGUUUUCUUAGCUCGACAAAGUACCGAUUUCAGACCACAACGGGUAUCAUCCUGCGCAUGUCUGAAUUCGAGAACUACGGCGCAGACAACACCACACUUCGCAAGAUUCUCAGUAUCCCCAACUCAAGCAACGCCACCCUUAACGUCCUCCUCACCGGCUACAAGAAGAUAAGCAAAGAGGAGGUUGAAGGGAUCAAGGCGAUGCGGAGGGCCAUGGACGUCGAACUCACGGAGAAGCCAUCAUACUGGGAUGGAGCGGACGUCAUAUCGAAAGAUGAAGAAGCAGAAAGCGUGCGCGCGGAGGAAGAAGAGGACAAGCAAGAUAUGGAAGAGCAAGAGCUAGAGGAGGCAUCGCUGGAAGGAGACGACAGUAUACCCGCAGAUAACGAGAACGAUGAUGAUCACGAAACCCAGGAUAUCAUCCGCCGCUGCGCUAUCACCGAUGCGGCGCUCUUUGAUGAGAUAACUGUCCAGCAAGUCAAGGAUUUCGUCAAGCGUAUCGUGCCUCAGCUAUCAAACACCAAACUUGACGCCUUUGAGAAAGAGAGUCGGAAGCAUUUAAACUCGUCUCCAUCAUACUUGGUACCGGCCAAAGUACGCGACUCGACAGAUUAG